AAAUUCCUGCCGGGGACUGCUGCAAUGCAGCACACCACACCCCCGCGGGCGCUGAGCCCCAGCCCGGACAGCCGGUGCCGCUCAGCUCCAGCCCUGCCGCUGCCAUAGGCGUCCCUCCUCCCCUUCGCCAGGAGCCCGAUGAUUCCCGGUCGCCUGGCAUCCUCUCCCGCGGGCAGUUGUUGGCCGCAGCGUGUGUCACAGCAGCCUCGCGCACUUUCUGUUUCCCAACGUGCCGCCUGCAGAACGCGCCGGCUCCCCGGAGGGAUCGGCCGUGGUUUCAGAUUUCAUUUCCCUCGCACGCUACACCCGAAUUCCAGACGCUUUCUGGCUUCGCCGCUGCAUGGACUCUGAGCGCAGGUCCUUUGCCGUACCCAGCGGAGGCAGACGGGGCUUCCCUCGGCUCCAGGGAGUGGACCAUGAAGACGUCAAUUGUAUUCUUGCUUUGCAUCUCGGUUUUCCCAGGCUUUUCCCAGGGCAGAGUUGUUAGAGAGGAUGAAACUGGUUUUGCCGAGUGUAACGUGUUCUUCUCUGGACAAGUCCCACCCGAAGGAUUUACGGAGCCGUUCCAUGUGAAAAUCUGUCAGCAGUACAACAAAGAACCACGCUUUGCAACCCUCUACAGUACUAAGGACAAAAUCCCUCUUUAUUCAGCUUUUAAGUUUACAAAGCCAGCUCAAAGUGAGGAGGAGAACUGGCUGGUUGAACCGCAGAUAGAUGAUCCAGAAAAUGACUUGCAUGAAAUGGUGCAUGAAGCUGAUAUUGGUGGCACUGUGGCCAACCUUGGUGCAAAUCAAGCCCUGACCUCAGACUAUGUGGGCUCUGGCUAUGAGAGAGGCCUUCUCAAUCCCAGUUUGCUUAAUGAGGAGGAUUUCCAGGUGGCCACUUACACACUCACGAAUGCUGUCCCUCUGAGCCCGACUCUGAGCAAAAGCUGGCACAGAGACAUUGGGAAGGUAGUGGAGCAAGCUCUGAUCCCUCACUGUCCCAAGAUGGAUCACCUAUAUCUCCUUGCAGGUGCAAUUCCUUCCAGUGUCCAAGUUAAAGGCAAGGUGUCAGUGCCAGAGAGCCUCUGGCUGGCAGCCUGCUGUGAUGCUUCAGAGGGAUGGUCCCUGGGACUAGUGAAAAAAACCGAUGAUGAAAACAGCUUGGCAGACCUCACGGUGAGAGAGCUGGAGAAACAGCUUCUACCCGGAGUUCACUUGUUCAAGGGCAACUGUGGGAAAGACAAACAAAGCCAGAAGAAAAGAGAAGCAGUAUUGCAAGCUGUCAGUCAGAUCCGCUCUGGAGAGCAAGUAGGAACAAAUAACAAUGAGGAGACCAAAGAGAGUGGCUGGGUGAGAAGAGUGGCUGGCAUCAUUGCUACCCCUUUCAUCAAACUCCUGGAACUCCUCAUCUACAUCUUUGUGGAACUGGUGAAAUUUGUGUUUUAUUUUCUCUGGCUUGUUGUAAAGCGAGUUGUUGGCACAAUUCUGGGUGGAGUCUGCAGCCUGUGGAAUGGGGUGGUGUCCUACCUUAAAGCCGUCAGCAUGGUGCUCAUCAGCAUCCCCUAUGAUGUUGGGAGGGUCAUCGUCAACAUCUUCCUGGGCUUCCUGCAAAUUGUUCAAGAUGUGAUGUCCCUCACCUACAGGAUCCUGAGCAUCCCUGUGGGGUUCGUCCUUCACCUUGCUGCUUUCCCUUACCACUCCAUCUGUGCCAUACCCUCUGUCCUUAAAGACAUGGCCACUGGGAUCAUGGGCACCUUCUCGCUGGUCAUUGACGCCACAGCCGCGGUUCUGCAUGGCUUUUAUUACCUGGCUUGGCACAUCGUCAAACGGUUUGUCCCUAAAGGCUCUUCUGACGACUGAUAGGAACAGAAACCAAGGCUGCAAAAUACAUGGAAUAAAGGAGGAGUGGGGCAAUGCUUUAAGAUACGUGGCCAAAUGCUGUCAAUUUCAUUCUGGUAUUUAUUGUAGUGACAUUAAUAAUAAUGAACUGACUGGGGAAUAACAAGGAGGGCCAAGGCAAUGUUGCUCAGGGCCGCCACCACUGUAACUAGAGUUCUGUCUGUUGUAAAAUGUUUGGGUUUUAUCGGUGCAGGCCACAAAGUUUCUGUGAUUUGCUGAUGUCAAGAUGCUUGCUCUGGGAAAUGCACACUAAAUGUGGUAUGAGGUAAUUUCUUUCUGGCUAUGAUGACACUGAGACUUAUGCAGUGGCAGUGAGCUCUGCAGAAGCCCAGCCCCUCCAAGGAGCAGGUGGUGGUGGUUAGGGGAGGGCAUGAGUUACAAAGGAUUACUGGGACUUGAUGAAAGGAGAAGGAGGCAGGAGUGCAAGGGGGUGGGAAACAGCAGGGAUAGGGGUGGAACGGGGGCAAAGUCCUGCUAUUGGCUGCAUUGCUCAUUUCUCUGGUGUCCCACUGGUGGAGGGGAUGCAGCAGGGUAUAUCUCAUAGUCUUCGGGCCCUUCUGGACAUCUGAAAUUGCAUGGAUCUUGCUGCAAGGAAAGACCCACUUUUUUUUUGCAUGAUGGGAAAGCAUUUUUCCUUAGCCAUACCAAGGUCAUCUUCCCCCAACCCUUCCUUGCUGUCUGGUGACCACUGAAGGUCUGAGCCCUGAAUCUUCAAGAUGUGGUGUUCUCUGGAGGUCUAAACCCACAAAUAUCUUAGCCCUGAAGCCCUCGUGUCUGCUCCAAUGCCCAGCAGAUCUGGGAGCCACACAUUUGGAUUCAAAUCUGUUGCAAACUGCCUUGUCUCCCUUGAGAGCUGACUGCUCCUGAAGCAAACAGGGGACUAUGGACUAUCAGGUGGAAGGAGAGGCAGGAGAGAUCCUGGGCUGCAGUGCUUGAUUUGCUGGGUGAAGAUCCACAUACAAAGAGACGCCUUAAUGUCAGAGGCAGAACCAACUCCUCUUCUGCACUGCACAUCCUCUCUGCUCACUCUUAACCCCUUCUUCCUUCUGCCAGCAUAAGCCAUGUCCCCCAACACCUGUGAAAUUGGAGCUGGGGCACAUGUCAGGCCUUUGCAAGGGACCAGCAAGUGUUUGCAGCCAGAUGAGUGGCACAGAGACAUCUGCCACUGCAGGAGAGGGACACAGGAGUGCUGCCCUUCCCUGGGCCUCAGCAAGGGGCAUUGGAUCUUUUGGUGCAAUUGCCUGCAGGAGGGAGGCUUCCUGUCUCAGCAGCAUUUGCUUUGGUGGGACUCCACGAGGUGUUUGGGAGUCCUGCAUACAUGGUUCCGUCCUUUCACACCCAUCUGUGUCUCUCCCUCCAGCACCAGCUUGGUGUGGACCCCUGAUCUACCAUAACAUCCCAUAAUGAGUCCCAGGAGUGAGCAAGCUGGUGCUGCCAUCUCAGUAGUGCUAUGUUGGUGGUGGCCUGUCCUGGGUUGAAGAGAGCUCAGUUACUAACAUGGCAGCUUUGCCUCGCUGCAUCAUGCAGCCUGCAGCGAGGCUGAGCUGGUGUGGGUGGAUUCAGAGGGAAAAGGAGAUUUGCCUGGUUCACGAUGGGACAGAGUUGUUUCUUUAGCUCAGGGGCUGUGUUCAAUGCAACCAGUUCUGUGUGCAUAUCCCAGCCCAGCACACCCUGGUCGGGUGGCACCCUGUUCAUGCAAAUGGCAAAGCUGGGGAUGCCAGCAAUGGUGAUGAAGUGGGGAAUCAGUGGCAUGAGUGGAAAGAGAGGAUGACUCCUUGCCUCACCCUUCAUGGGCCACCGCUGGUUUAUGGAGAAAGAGAGGAUGUCUGCAAGCAGACCUGGCUUUGUUCAAAAGGGAAAGCAGCUUUUGGGUGCCAGUAUGGGUUGUAGUGGGAUAAAGUCAGUGGCAUUUUGCUAUAGGAAUGUUGGGUGCAAGGGGCAAGGUCAUGGCUCCUAACAGGCAGAGAGCAGCCAGUGAAUGCUCUCCAAAUUGAACUUUGCAUGUCUGCCCACUCAAACAUGCCUGGUCUGGUGUCAAGACAGAUGUGGAACUGAUUUCCCACUCCUUCAUGAGACCCUGUCUCAGUCCUGGUACUCCUCAAGGGCUCCAUGGCAGCUGUCAAGGCAGGAAAGAAGCCAGCUCAAGCCCCAGGGAAUGCUAGGGUAGGGUGACAGGGUCCCCAGCAGCCUCUGAAGGCACGUGUGAUGGAAGCAGCUUUCAAUGGCAGCCCAAGCACUGGGGAGAAGGGGUAGCUGCCCCCCACAGCUGUCUUGCACCUUCUGUGUGACCUUAUCUGUGGCCCGUGUUAGCUGCAUGGCACUGCACAGCAGCCGGCCGUGCACUUCCUGGGGCUCUGUACCCAGAGCAGCUUCCCUACACCUGAGCCCAGCAGCCCCAUCCCAGAUCCACCAGCACCUCCAGUGCAGCUCUGCAGUCACAGUGACAUGGGAGCUCGUGUGCUGAUGAGCAGCAAAGCUGGGGCGCCUCAGGAGGUCUGCACUGUCACUUUGCCACCACCACUGCUACCCCUCCUAGCUCAGGCCAGCGUGUCUCUGCUGCAGCCAUGACUUCUGACAGCAAGUGGACAGUCCUUGAAAUCCAAGGCGCUGCAGCUCUAUAGGAUUUGGGCAGAGGUGCAACAGUAUUAUUAAAAUUGUCUUAACAUGCUCAGAUUUCAAAUGCUGUGAACAGUAACUGGCAUGGGGCAUUUCUCUUCUGUGCUGCGUGUCUGAGCAGGCAGUGGGAAAUCUGCCUUGAACAUCGAGCAAUUAUCACAGAACAAGCAACAUCCUGCAAAAAAACACUGUCUGAGAUUCUUCUUAUCUAGGCAUGAUUUAUGGCUCCUGAGCUGUAUUCUAUCCUUGGAAACAUAUGGCUUCAACAAAAUAAAAUGACUUUUCCUAA
This is a messenger RNA of Pyrgilauda ruficollis (rufous-necked snowfinch), 4788 nucleotides long. RefSeq names its product endonuclease domain containing 1 (gene ENDOD1). The record is from RefSeq and is a predicted model, not a curated record. Gene Ontology annotation, molecular function: nucleic acid binding; hydrolase activity; metal ion binding. The coding region runs from base 417 to 1844 and encodes 475 amino acids. The transcript is spliced from 2 exons. Lineage: Eukaryota; Metazoa; Chordata; Aves; Passeriformes; Passeridae.